AUGCCACUGCUGCCCCGGCAUGUUUGGCAGGCGGCGGGCUCCAAGGAGACAAGCAUCCCCGAGGCCCUGCCAUGGAUGAUGGAGGGUGGAGGCGGGGCCGGGGGCGCUAGCGCCAAAGCUUGCCGCAGCAGCGAGUACGGCGAUGGCGCCGGGGCCGGUGGCGGCGGCAUGGAAGGCAGCGGUCGCGACCACCGCGCCGCCGCCGCCGGGGAGACAGUCGCCAAUCACACAAUCUCAGGGCGGGUGCCGCGGCAGGUGUCGGCGCUGGAGGCGGCGCUGGAGCAGGCGCACGAGCGCGUGCACGCGCUGGAGGCGCAGCUGAGCGGCGCGCGCGCCGAGCUGCACGCGGCCGAGCGCCGCGCGUGCGCCGCCACCGACGAGGCCGUGGCCGAGCACGAGCGCUUCCGCAUCGUCACCGACCAGCUCGCCGUCAUGGACGGAUACCUCAAGGGUACAAGAUCUGGGAGCGCUAUUGGCGGGCAAAGACGGUGGCGACGCGAACGCGCUAAGUCAGAUGACCGAACUAAGAGAGGAAAUGGAAAGACAGCUAGAAAAAGAAAGAGACUUAAG
Molecule: messenger RNA, 570 nt
Organism: Gryllus bimaculatus (two-spotted cricket)
Lineage: Eukaryota; Metazoa; Arthropoda; Insecta; Orthoptera; Gryllidae
Source: the annotation of a GenBank genome assembly